Messenger RNA from Medioppia subpectinata, 674 nucleotides. The record is from the annotation of a GenBank genome assembly. NCBI's taxonomy places the organism in Eukaryota, Metazoa, Arthropoda, Arachnida, Sarcoptiformes, Oppiidae.
AUACGACACCAAUGGGUCGGACACUGAAUCUCUUUGCCGAAGACAUGAAUGUGGUGGACGUCCUAAUCCGGCUAUACAGCGAGAGUGUUCGACAGAUCCGACAUCUGGACACUGGCACCCGAACCCGCAUAACAAGUCACUUAACCGAGACAUAUAACGGAACUGCAGUUAUCCGUGCCUUCGGUGCCGACCGGGACUUUGUCCGGGAAUCGCAACGACGUCUGGACGCACACAAUAGGUGUCAAUACUCUCUACUCGUGGCCAAGUGUUGGCUCGCCGUACGGCUCGAGUUCUUGGGCUAUAGUAUAGUGUUAUUGUCGGCGGUGUUUGCCGUUGCGUUCAGGCAUAAAAUGACCGCCGGUGUGGCCGCUCUGACCAUCACUUAUGCCGUAAACCUAACGGCAAUUAUGGCACGGGUUGUGUUGGGAGUGACGGAAACUGAAACAUAUAUGAUGGCUGUCGAGCGGUGUCUGACUUUUACUAAAAUACCAGUUGAGGCCGAGUGGUAUAACGAGAAGACAAAACCCGCGGACAACUGGCCGACAAUGGGUUGCAUUCAAUUCACAGACUAUUGCACUAAAUAUAGAUUUGGUUUGGAUUUAGUGCUCAAAGAUAUAGCAAUUGAUAUGAAAGGCCGACAAAGGGUUGCGAUCGUCGGCCGCACCGGCGCUGGA